AGAAGACAGUUCAACUUACACUCAGUAUUGUGUCAUAUAGAGGUGGUCACUAAUUCCAAUAAACAUUUUGAAGUUCAAGAAAUUCAGACAAGAUGGCUGCUGGCAUACGAUCGACAGUGCUAAGGGCGCUCAAAGCCGUGUCUGUCGAGCCUGUGAUGCUAGUGGACGGAGCGUGCAAUCAAGCCAUGCUUCUCUUCAUCGAGAACGUUCAGAUGAACAAAAUUUGUUCCAUCAAUCUUGGCCUCCCUGAUCAGGUGUGCAACAACCUGUCUGAACAUCCCGAGGAGGACAUUUUAGUUCAGAGAGAGUUCAGCGUCUUCGCCUUCUACAACAGCAUCAUCAUGUCUAUCAUUCCCCUCAUCUUUGUGCUCUUUAUGGGAGCUUGGAGUGAUAAAUACGGAAGGAAGGUUCCUUUGCUGAUGACGCUGAUUGGCCAUGUCAUGUACGCCGGGGGAUAUCUUUUGAGCAACUGGCAGACGUCUUGGCCCGUCGAGGUCAUCUACUUCGUCACCGUCUUGGAGGCUUUGGGCGGCGGCAACGUGGGCCUCUUGUCUACCACCACCAGCUACAUCUGUGAUAUUUGCCCCGAGAAAACUCGCACCUCUCGAGUCAGCACAGCUAACUCUCUGUGGUACCUCGGGGGUCCUGUGGGCACCCUGGUUGGGGCGUUGGUUAUCAAGUACGGCGGCUAUAACUUGGCUCUCCUGCUGGUUCUGCUGGCCUACCUCUUGGCCGUCCUGUACGUGGUGUUCGUCAUCAAAGAAUCGCACGGACCUUUCGCCAAGACGGAUUUGCAGGCCCACGAAUCAGCCAAGCAAGAACCAAGUCCCGACGGCAAGGGUGUGUCCAAGCUGCGCAUGGCGUCCGAUUUCUUCAACUGGCGGCGUGUAGUCGAGUCCUUCAAGACGGCGUUCAGACAGCGCGAGGGCAACGCUCGCAUGUUCAUCAUGGCCAUCAUCCUCAGCAACAUGCUCCGUCGCGUCGCUAGAGGUUUCUUCAUGUACAUGUUCGUGCGUCGCGCCCUGUCCUGGGAGGCCACCGACUACGGCUACUGGGUCACCUAUCGGAACCUGCUUGCGGCCAUCGGUUCGCUAUUUCUGGUGCCGAUCCUCACCAAGAUGUUGUCUUUCACGGACGCCUCGCUGGCCGUGCUGGGCUCCUUAUCCAUCAUGGGCGAAUAUGUGUGCUAUAGUCUUGUCAACGGCGUGUCUCAGGCGUUCCUCAUGUGGCUGGGACCUCCCGUCGGCGCUAUCUCCAAUGCCAGCGUCAUCGCUUUCAGAUCCUUGUCCACCAAACUUGUCAGCAAAGAGGAGAAAGGUCGCAUCAGUGCAGUCAUGGCCGCCAUGAACGGCCUGAUGCCUAUGGUCGCCUAUGCCGCCUAUUCCCCCAUUUACUACAAGACAGUCGACACUUUACCAGCUGCCCAGUUCUUCUUCGGGGCCUCACUCAACGUGCUUAUCAUGAUCAUAUUCAUAGCCAUCCAGCUGAUGAGCGUUUCGUCUUCUUACGAAACAAAGGACUUAGAAUCCGGUGACAAAAAGGACAAGAAUCUUUUCAAGGAAUUCAGGAACAAAUCCACAGUCACACUGAAAUCUAUUGUAAGGACUCUUAGCGGCCCUAUAAGCGAGACGCCCUCACACAAAGCCAGGCAGUAUGAGAAAAAUAAGAUCCAGUCGUCAGCUACUAACGAAGGAAAGGGAGAAGAUGUGAGCGUGGCGUAUGAUUUUCCAGUUGACAAAAUUGAUAAAAAAUUAUCUCCGAUUCAUGGAGAGAGUGACUGUGAAGCAAGAGAUCACAGUCGCUGUGGAGUAAAUAGGGAAGAAACCAGUUGUUAUUCCAACAAGAUGAGUGAUGCGCAGAUCACCGCCUCGGAGACUCCUUGA
Penaeus indicus is the source of this 1883-nucleotide messenger RNA. RefSeq names its product proton-coupled folate transporter-like. NCBI's taxonomy places the organism in Eukaryota, Metazoa, Arthropoda, Malacostraca, Decapoda, Penaeidae. The record is from RefSeq and is a predicted model, not a curated record. Bases 93 to 1883 code for a protein of 596 amino acids. Gene Ontology annotation, molecular function: transmembrane transporter activity. The transcript has 7 exons. Gene Ontology annotation, cellular component: membrane. Gene Ontology annotation, biological process: transmembrane transport.